AUGGCUGUUCUUCAAAACCAGAAACAUAGCUCCUCCUCUGACCCUCCACCACCAUCCAAGAGCAAUAGGGGAAGACUACCAAAGAACAAGGAAAAGCUGUUUAGCAAGAAAUAUUCAUGUCUCACUCAGUCACAGAUGACUAAAAGCAUUGUAGUCAGUGCUAAUCCAAAGAUGCCUGAAAAUGACACUGGACCAUCCCUCAAUCUUUUUACCAAUAGUCGUAAAUGGAAGAGAGCUACAGUAGAAAGCUUAUAUGAUACUUCCCAAGCUCAGUCUUUUGUUCUGGAAAGAGCAAAGGAGGUUGAAGCAAGCCUAGAUCCGAAGUUCCCUACCCUACUCAAAGUUAUGCUCCCAUCACAUGCACGAACUAUUGGGAUGGGUCUUCCUAAGAAAUUCUGCUGUGAUCAUUUGCUAAAACAAGAUACAAUGAUUGUUCUGGAAGAUGAAAAUGGGGAAGAAUUUGAAACGAAAUAUCUUGCGGAGAAGGUAGGACUGAGUGGUGGAUGGAGAGGGUUUUCAAUGUCUCACAAGCUACUGGAGGGAGAUAUUGUGAUUUUCCAUGUAGUCACUCCUUCCAAAUUCAAGGUUUAUAUUAUUAGAUCAAAUGGUUUAGAUGAAGCGGAUUGCGCUGUUGGCCUCAUGAGGUUAGAUGCUUUCAUUAAGCAGAUCGAUACUGGACACAUUAUUUCAUGUGAAAGGGAACAAAGUGAGAAUUUGGAACCUAUUCCAGAGGACCAUGCAAUAGCCUUUAAUACAAAAUCUCGUCCACUAUCAGACCAGUCUGAAAAUGAUAGUGAAGAUCUUGGUUUUGAAGUUCUGGAUGGACUUAGACUUUCAGAGUCUGUUGUCCCAUUCAAAGAAAUGUACCGUAUGGAUAACUUCAACGUCUUGGUCAAUGGUUUAAACAUAAAUUCCGAGUUUUCGAAAUACGUUCUGAACAAGUAUUACGAGCUUUGCUGCAGUCAAAACUCAUUCCUUCAUGAACAUCUUCUUGAGGGUCUGAACUGCAAACUGAUAGUUGGAGUAAUUUCUGAGACAAUCAACAUUGCAGAUGCCAUCAGGCCCUGCAAGAUUACAAACUCAGAAGGUUACUUUUCCACUUGGAAUAAGACUUUGAUAGCCUUUGAGGGUUUAGGCAUGAAUGUCGGGUUCCUGCGUGCCCGGCUGGACCAGCUUGCAAUUCUUGCUUCAAAAUCAAAAAGAUUUAAGGAGGCUAGACUUGAAGAGCUUAGAGGCAAAGCUUUUGGAAGUAAAAGAGGCCAUAAGUAG
Molecule: messenger RNA, 1269 nt
Organism: Prunus armeniaca (apricot)
Lineage: Eukaryota; Viridiplantae; Streptophyta; Magnoliopsida; Rosales; Rosaceae
Source: the annotation of a GenBank genome assembly